Pectinophora gossypiella (pink bollworm) is the source of this 614-nucleotide messenger RNA. Its product is annotated as calphotin-like. Bases 117 to 587 code for a protein of 156 amino acids. The transcript has 2 exons. Lineage: Eukaryota; Metazoa; Arthropoda; Insecta; Lepidoptera; Gelechiidae. The record is from RefSeq and is a predicted model, not a curated record.
UUACUACAAUUGUAGAGCUAAGAGGACAGACAGGGAUACUAUACGACCUUUUUCACAAUAUAGCAGAUUUUGGGGGCAUAAUGCCAGACGUUAAAUAGUAUAAAUGGCACUUGAGCAUGCGUAACACAUCAUUCAGCCACAGACCACCUGAAAGACAGACCUCAAAAAUGUACAAACAGCUCAUCACACUCGCACUCAUCGGAUUCGCCUCGGCCAAGCCUCAAUGGCCAGUGGCGUACUCAGCGGCCCUGAGUUCUCCCGUUGGCUACCCCGCAUAUGCUGCCUCCCUGGCGUACCCAUCUUACUCUGCUCCAAUCGGCUACAGCUCUUACACGACGAACACAUAUGCUGCCCUGCCGCAGGUUGCUGAGGUCGCCGCCCCCGUCGCUCCCAUCGCCCCCGCUCAAUUCGCCCGGUACAUCUCCGUCCCCCAAGUAGCGCGUGUCGCCCCCGUGACGCCUGUGGCCCCCGUGGCCCCUGUCGCCCCCGUCGCCUACCAAGCCUACACCACAUACCCGGCCGCCGCCCCCGUCGCCUACACCUACGACUAUGACUAUAAUAACUAUGGUCUCUGGAAGCGCAAGUGAAAAUAAAAACAUACAUUUUUACAUAAU